AUGGUUGUUCUAUCUGAACUUUUAGAAGGAUCUUCAUCUUCUUCAUCAACUCAUGGCCAUAAUCCAUCAACUUCUGGUCAUAGUUCAUCAACUCAUGCUCAUAGAUAUGAUGUAUUUUUAAGUUUUAGAGGUCUCGAUACUCGUCAUAGUUUCACUAAUCACCUUUAUAAAGCCCUCAUUGACGCCAAUAUCAUUACCUUCUUGGAUGAUGAAGAGAUUGAAACAGGGGAAGCUCUAAAACCGGAAUUGGAGAGUGCAAUUAAGGCAUCUCGGGCUUCUAUUAUCAUAUUGUCUAAGAAUUACGCUACUUCAACGUGGUGCUUGGAUGAAUUGGUGUUAAUCCUUGAGCAGCGUAUGAUAUCGGACCACAUUGUCAUCCCAAUCUUUUAUCAUGUGGAGCCCAACCAUGUUAGGGAGCAACAAAGUAGCUUUGGGGAUGCAUUGUUUAAGCAUAAUCAGACAAUGGAUGAAGAGAUGGAUGAAAAUAAAAGAAGACAAUGGGCUCAAAAAAUAGAUCGAUGGAAUAAAGCACUUACGGAAGUUGCUAAUUUAAAAGGAAAUGACGUAAAUGGCAGGUUGGAGACACAGUUUAUUGAAGAAAUUGUGAAAGACAUCUACCGUAGAUUGUAUGUAACCUUACAGAGUGUUCGACCAUUACUUAUUGGGAUGGACGAUUCCAUUAACUUCAUCACAUCAUGGUUGAAAGAUGGAUCUUCACAUACGGUAGACAUACUCACUAUUUCAGGUAUAGGCGGUAUUGGGAAGACAUGUUUAGCCAAACAUGUCUAUGGCUUAUAUUGGUGUGAAUUCCACAGAAGCAGCUAUAUUGAAAAUAUCACUAGGAAAUGUGAUGGAAAGUUUAAUGGUUUGCUUGAUUUACAAGAACAACUCUACUAUGACAUUUCAAAAACAAGGUCAAUCAGAGUUGAUGAUGUUUCAAUAUAUACCUCAAAGAUAGAGAAUUCACUAGCCAGUAAAAAGGUGUUUAUAGUUCUUGAUGAUAUCAAUAAUCUUGUUCACUUGGAUGCAUUACUUGGAAGCAAAGGUUUUCAUCCUGGAAGCAAAGUUAUAAUAACAACAAAGGAUAGAUGGUUGACAGAGAGUUGUGCACUACUUAAAACAAACAUCAAACCCAAGCAUCUAAAAUACUUCCUUGAAGGCUUACAUGAGACUAAAUCACGACAACUUUUGUGUUACCAUGCAUUCAUGUGCAACUAUCCCAAGGCAGGUUAUGAAGAGGUGUUAGAUAAGCUUGUGAAGUAUUGUCAAGGACAUCCGUUGGCUCUCGAAAUUUUAGGCAAGUCUCUGCAUAAUCGGGAUGUAGUGUACUGGGAAGGUUUCAUGGAAGGACUAAAGAAAGAAAUUAAUUCCCCUAUAAAUAAUGUCUUGAGAAUGAGUUUUGAGUCUUUACCAUCUAACAACGAUAAGGACUUGUUUAAGCAUAUUGCUUGUUUUUUUGUUGGAAUAGAUAGAGAAGUUAGCGAAACAAUAUUAGAGGCUUGUUAUAUAAACACAAGAUCCGGAAUCACGAAUCUCCUUGACAGAUGUCUUCUUAGUAUUGGAUGGAAUAAUGAAUUGAUGAUGCAUCAGUUGGUUCAAGAGAUGGGAAGAUUUGAAGUAAGUCAAGAAUCACUUAACAAGCCAUGGAAAAGAAGUCGAUUGUGGUGUCAUAAAGAGUCAUUUAGAGUAUUGAAACAUAAAAAGGGUAAGGGAAAUCUUAUAGGCCUUUCCCUUGACAUGCGCAUGCUUGAGAAAGAGAAGUUGGGAGGAUCAUUUGAGCUGAAAACAGAUGCAUUGAGUAACAUGGAUAGUCUUAUGCUACUACAACUUAAUUAUGUUCACAUGCAUGGGUCUUAUGAAAACUUUCCGGAAGAAAUAAGAUGGUUGUGUAUGCAUGGGUUUCCUUUAAAGUCUAUACCUUUAGACUUACCUAUAGAUAAUCUUGUUGCUCUUGACAUGUCAUAUAGCAAUAUUGAAUCAUUUGUCGGUUGGUAUAGUAAUCCACAAAGACUUGAGAAGAGGCAAAAGGUGGAUGGAUCGUGCUUAAAAGAGAAAAGGUUGUUUGGUUCACUAAAGAUUCUAAAUUUAAGUUUCUGUGAACAACUUCAUAGUAUUGGUGGCUUUGACCAACUCCCUAUGCUUGAAAGGUUAAUACUUAGAAAUUGCAUCGGGUUGUGUUAUGUUUGUGAAUCAAUUGGGCAAGGUGUUGAACUUGUCCUCAUCGAUCUGAGCUAUUGCACGAAGCUUGAGAAACUUCCAAGAAGUAUAUGCAUCUUAAAGAAGGUUAAAACAGUGUUGUUAGAUGGUUGUAAUCUUGGUGAAUCUCAAAUCAAGAAUAUGGAAUUGGAUUCAUUGGAAAUGUGCACGGUUAACACCAUUGGCAUAAACAGAAGAACCUCUUUCUCUGCAUUUGUGGGUGGUAUACCAAGUGAUUUGAAGUCAUUUUCAAUGUCUUUACCAAGAUCUUUAGUAAGGUUGUCACUUGCAAAUAAUAAUUUGUCCCAUGAAACCUUUCCCAUGGACUUUAGUUGCCUAUCCAUGUUAAAGCAUUUAUAUUUAGAUGAAAACCCUAUCAGUUCCAUGCCCAAUUGUGUGAGAACCCUUCCAGGACUUGAGAUACUUACCAUGGGUAAGUGUAAAAAGUUGAAAUCAAUCGAGUAUCCUCCGCGUACGCUAACAGAGUUAUUUAUUAAUCCUUUUGGUAUGGAUUAUAUAGAAAAAGUUGUAUUUGAUCCAGAUAUGUCCCCACUCCAGUUAUCAAUAAACUGGUCAGAUUACGCAUCUUGGAUAGAUUGCAUACCUUGGUUAUAUGAAAUUCAAGGCAUGGUCAAAAUCCAACCAAUGGUGACUCUCGAGGAAAAGGUAUUACAUAGCUUGGGCUGGACAAAUUUUGACUUCCAUAACUACAGGCGUGCGGGAAGUAAUUCUUCAUUAGAACAUGGAAUUCAGUUGUUUUAUGAAUUUGGAAUAUUCAGCACAAAGUACGAGGAAGAGGAGAUGCCGACUUGGUUUACAAAUAGAAGCGUUGGGCCCAUCAAUAUCAUUUACCAUCCCAUCAUCAUCUCCAAACAAUCUUAG
Lactuca saligna is the source of this 3078-nucleotide messenger RNA. NCBI's taxonomy places the organism in Eukaryota, Viridiplantae, Streptophyta, Magnoliopsida, Asterales, Asteraceae. The record is from the annotation of a GenBank genome assembly.